CCUCAAAGAGAAAAUCUACUUAGAGUCUAAAUUCGUAAUCUCUCUAGUCUCUGCAUCUUUGUUCAAAACCACAUUAACCUCUCUUUUCUCUCUUCAUAAGUACUCCCUUGAUGAAAAUGUGCAAGAUUAAACUUACAAACCUUACAUUUCACCUUUUUAUAGCCGUACUCUUCUGGUUUUCGUGCUUUGGAACCUGCAGUACUAGGGAUGGCAAGCACUGGAGACAAAACAAAGCUGCUUCCCUCUCUGUGUUUGAGCAAAGGGAAAAAGGCCAGGGCGGUAGGAGCAGUCACCCGCGCCGUCAAAUGGCAGCAAAACAAGUGAUGAACUCCGCCACCUUUAAUGUUUUAGACUAUGGUGCUAAAGGUGAUGGGCAUACAGAUGACACAAAGACUGAAGUAAGUUCUAUUGCAAACCAGGCAUUCCAAGCAGCUUGGGCCGCAGCUUGUAAAGUAGAGGCAUCAACAUUGAUGGUUCCAUCUGGCUCCGUAUUUCUUGUUGGACCCAUAUCUUUCUCAGGCCCUACAUGCCAAGCAAACAUCAUAUUUCAAAUAGAUGGUAAAAUCAUUGCUCCUACAAGUUCUGGUGCUUGGAAAUUAGGUCUCAUGCAAUGGAUUGAAUUUACAAAACUAAAGGGCAUUACCAUCAGAGGCAAAGGAAUUAUUGACGGUCAGGGCUCAGUCUGGUGGAAUGAGUCUCCCACAAAUGAUCCAACGGCUGAGGAAUCAACCAGCAGCUACAAUGAUUCAGUAACCGCGAAGGCUUCUUUUUCCAAAUUCCAAAUUUAACCAUUGAAUUCCCCUUUCCACCAAGACUAACCAUGCUUUUCCAU
Molecule: messenger RNA, 832 nt
Organism: Rubroshorea leprosula
Lineage: Eukaryota; Viridiplantae; Streptophyta; Magnoliopsida; Malvales; Dipterocarpaceae
Source: the annotation of a GenBank genome assembly